Nylanderia fulva is the source of this 726-nucleotide messenger RNA. The record is from RefSeq and is a predicted model, not a curated record. NCBI's taxonomy places the organism in Eukaryota, Metazoa, Arthropoda, Insecta, Hymenoptera, Formicidae.
AUGAAGGAGGUGGACCUGCCCAGCCUAGGGAUUUCCGGCACCCGCUUACGUCGGGGCGUUACGGGCAGCAUACUGGUGUCCAUUCCUGGAAGGGACUCCGGUAGUAAGGCGGAGGCUUUGUUGGGCGAGCUUGGCAGACUGUUCCCGCCCGACAGUGGUGUGAAGGUGGGCCGCCCCUCUCGUAUGGAGGAGGUACGAGUUCGGGGAAUUCUGGCCUACAUGCGGAGGGAUGAAGUUUUGACCUCUGUGGCGGCGUCAGGUAAGUGUGGCGUCGCUGAUUUGAAAGCUGGGGAGAUUCGUAUAUCUCCAAAAUCCAAAGUUGGAUCUCUUUGGAUCCGUUGUCCUGCCGCGGCUGCGCGCAGGCUCGGAGUGUUGGGUAGCAUUGAUAUGCAGUGGACGAAGCUGAGGGUUAUUCCGUUGGCUCGUCGGCCCAUACAGUGCUACAGGUGCCAUGCUUUUGGACACUCGUCCAAUAGGUGUGGCUCCGAGGUUGUGCGCAGCAAUUGCUGUUUUAGGUGUGGAAGAGAGGGACAUCAGGCGGCUAAAUGUGAGGCGCCACCCCGCUGUGUGCCCUGCAGCAUCAGCGGGAAGCCGGCGAAUCAUCGCGCAGGUUCAAGCGCUUGUGCGAAGAAAUGUGUGCCUCCUCGCAAUUGGUUGGUGACAGGGAGUCUGUUCCCUCUGGGCGCAGGCAGACUCCAGGGCGCCCUGACGGGGGGACUGAGUUAA